AUGGAAACUCAAAACUUCCUAUUCCAUAUAAAGAAUCCGAAAAUCAAGAACAUACUGACAAACCGACUAACAACUCUUCUAGAAGAAUUAGACGCAGAAGAAACCACACCAGAUGCUAAUAUAAAAGAUAUAAAGACACAUAAAGAUCCAGCAAAAGGUACAGAUGCUGAUACUACAGAGAAAACAGCAGAAGAUGGAACGAAGCAACCGCAAAAUGAUGAGGAUUUACUUCAUCUGACAAUGCAUAAUAUAUUACUACAAGGAAUCAUUGGACACAUGGAUUUGAAUGAUGUAUAUAAACGUGUACACACAUUAAUGUCUAAUAUUAAUUUGCGAGACGGUAAAAAAGAUCAGAAUAUUAAAAUGGAUGAAAUGGAAAACUUACUGACCGGUAACAAAGCAAGUAUAACAAAGUCAGCUAUAGAAGACAAGUUUUUGGAAGAACUAGUCAAUUGCAAUGAACUGCAACAUCAAAUAACCGAAGCUUCCACGCCACAGCCUAAAAUAGAAUCAAGGAAGAACAUUGGAGUCAUCAAAACUCCAAAUGUUAUAAUCAAAACAGUAAUAGAUAUUACUUCAAUAGGCGAUAAAGCCAAAGAAGAAUCUAAAAACCAAAAAGACAACAUAAAAGGCGUUAUUGAACUCGUUUACAACGGAAAGACAAUAAAAUUCACAACACCAGACUCAGAUGCAACUAACUCAAUAAGAAAACAAAAGUCUAACGCAGUCAAACCACAAGUUCUGAAAACUAUAGAAAUACCAAAUACAAAAGAAGAUUCAGAUUACAAGAAAAUACCAAAAUCGUACCUGAAAAACUUCGUAGAAGAAUACUUUAAAAGAUUCCCGCAAGACAAGCAAAUCAGUACUGAAAUUAACGAGAAAUAUGAAACAAAACGGAUGAAACGUCAUAUCAAGAUAAAAUACGAUAAUGAUGACGCAUCAAAGGAAAAAACUAAACAAAAAAAGAAGACUGAGGACGACGAACUCUAUGUUGAAAUUGAAACCCACUUUGACAGCAAAGGAUUGAAAGGAGAAAAGAAAAAAAAACUGAUCAGGAGUCUGAUCGAAAAGAUACAGAACGCUAUACAUUCAGACAUGGAUGGAAAGUUAAUAAGCAAAACAAAUGGUAAUAAGAAGAAAAUAAAACAAUUGCACGUGAGAAAGAGGACACAAAAUCCAUUGGAACACAAAGACCGAGUAUUAGUCAACAAAUAUACUAUACCAAUAAACGAUUUUGAACGACGACAGUCGAACCCAAUCACCAAAACAAUUAAAUUGCAUGAGAGCUCACCUCUGAUUGGUACUAGGUCAGGAGAUGACUGGAGAAAAUCUUACUCUGGUCCCUCAUUUUUAACUGCAAGUAAAUCCAUAAAUUCAGGAGAAAUGAGUGAAGUGGAUCUCGAUUAUAGCAAAGUUUUAGACGUUAAUGGAAUUCCGCAGAGGCUACAGAAACCAUUAAAUACAGAACUUAGUGAAGAAACUGUCAGUACGAAUUCUUAUUACGAUAUAGGAAACAUGAAGUUUUUUAUCAAGGACAUUGAUGGGUCAGGGUUUUCUAUCGGGUUUAACCAGUACGUAGAUGAACCACCCGACCCAGACACAAUGAAACUAUUUACUGGUCUAGAAAACGUUAUUAAGACUUAUCAUCAGAAUUACGAUCCCGCUGAUCCUGUCACAACGGAAGCAGCACCCCUAAUUGAAGAAAAAGCUCAAGAUGCAGACCAACCUAAUAAUGAACACAUCAUAGUCCGGAGGUCUGUUAAUAAAAAGCGAGAUUACCAUUCAAACGAAUACAAAAUAAUAUUCGAUGAUAAUUUUUUACCGUACAAUAAUUACCGCGACAUAUUCGAAUCAAAAAAGUCUGACACGGAUAUUGAAAUAAGCAAGAAUCAAGUCAAAGAUAUGCCCUUAAUCGUCGACGAAAAUGUAUUCGAGAAAAAUCUGAAACCAUCUGAAAUAUUUGGGUUAGCAAAUCUAUUUCAACGCAAAAAGAGAUCAAUCAACGUUAAAAAAAUAUCAAAUUUGAAAAGCAAGAUCAAAUUAAACAGGUAUUUAAAUACAAAAGCGAUGUCUACGAAACGGAUAUUUUUGAACAAGAAGAGGAAUAAACGGCAAGUUAACAAAAUAAGAAUUAUAGCAACGGAUAUGCCUCAUUUAACAAAAAACUCCGAUGAGAAUAUUUUUGUUGUGUCCGACGAAAAUGUAUUCGCUGACAGAGCGAUAGUCAAAGAAGUAGAAACGGCAGAAAUUGAUCACGACAAGCAAGAAGACACAGAAUAUGUGCCUUACCAGCCUGAAGACAACAUGCCAAUACCCGCCAAUUACGUCACAAAAUUGUUUGACGGUAGAUCUAGGCAUAAUCCACUAAUGGCUAAAUAUCCACAUAUAUUCAUGGAAGAAGUGUCAAGAUCUCGAGAAGAAUACAUACCGGAUAACGCUUUACUAUUCGGCAAAAUCCCUGGGAUAGGGAGAAUAGGCCCAAACAUGGAACCGGAAAAGAUAGAAGAGAUUCCGACUCCAGAACCACCGAGCGCUCCGCCACCCAUCCCAACAGCAGCUGACCAGUCAAAGUCACCAAAAGUGCAAGAAAUAGUCAACGCUCUCGCCCCAUCCCCAACGAAAACAAACUACAAGGUCACUGUCAAAAUUAUUCCCAAAAAUUUGACAGGUCUUAACUCGGGCUUCAAAGAAAUACACACCAGUAUAAACAAACGAUUCCAUAAAAAUGGACUUAUGUAUUCUUCGUUAGUUAAUGUAUCAGAAAUAUCUAAAGUAGUUAAACUCAACAGAUCAAAAGACAUGAUAGAUUUCAAACCACCUGACACGGUUGUAGCAAGGAAAAUAAAAGACCAACAAGAUAAAAUGCAAAUAUUACUGAAACAGCACGCGAGGCAUAUCAACGAACAGCUGAGUCGUUUGAACGAAGAGAAAUCGAAUAUUGAAUCGUUUCUUGUUGAUGGAGAUAACGGCACAGAUCGCUUUGAUGAAAUGGACAUACUCCCUCAAGCACAAGCUCCUGUCCUCGCUAAACCAGCGAAAGGAAUUGUAAGCCAACUAGAUAACAUCAAUCAAAUGACAGCUGAUGCUUUCAAAGAGAUGCGAACCACACUAGAGUUAACCGAACCUCCAACUACAACAACAAUGGCAACAACAACAGAAGCCCAGACAUUCUCAGAGAAACUAAAACACAAUAUAAUAACAACGAUAGAAAAGAACGAAAACUUAACUGAUCAAAUACUGAAGAAAAUUGAUAGAAACACGGAGAUUCUACAGGCGUUUCUAAAGAAAUUGACGGAGAAGAUAGAGCAAACACCAAAACCGAAGGAAGAAGAGAGUAAGUCAGAGCAAGUCAACAAAUUCGAAGCGAACACGUUCCCCGAGGAAUGGAGGAACCAAGGGGUACAAUUCAACCAGAAUAUGGUUAUAAGGAAAAACGACUCGCAUAUAUCCAUCCCUUUCGUUUACGCAUACCAGCAGCCAAUCUUAUCCCAUAAGAGAGAACCGCCUGUCGCGAGUGUCGUGUACCACGGUCACAUUCACACAAAUACCAUACACCCCAAAGAUAUACCAAUAUCAGAAGAAAAGGAUAAAGUCACAGCCAUCCAUAAAGUUCCAGAGACAAAUCAAACUAGAUUCUUUAUAGAUGAACUAGAAAAUGAUUACAAAGUCAUUCAACCUUCCGAGCUGGUGUAUAGAAUCCAGGAAGAAAAAGAUGGAUCAUCCAUAAUCAUAACCAGCCCUAAAUUGAAAAAGCCGACUUUAAGAGAGAUAAUAUACUAUCAUAUUAUAGAGAGGCCGUAUACGAAGAAAAACGGGAAGGAGGGUUCAUCGACUGACUAUCAGCCAACCUAUGAAGAAAUUCGAAGAGUAUUCACAAACGGUCCUGGAUUCCAAUAUGGCCGAAUUAAAAAGAAUGACCUCCCAAACGACGGAACCGGUCAGAUUGAUAUACGACACGGUGAUAUGUCGGUUUCAGACCAAGGCAAUAUUAAUUUUCCGCUAGAACGCGCAAGUGAUAAGGACAAUGAGGCGCCGAAAAGACGAAAACGCGAUACUACAAUUGAGACGUCAGCAUUUCAGAGGAAGAAAAGAGAAAGCAAUAUUAUGAGUGGGUUACCGAAUUGGCCGUCAACACUUUACAUGAACAAGCAGCCGGCAUUCACUAAUUUACCAAACGCUAUUGGCGAUGUGAACUUAACCCAGAAUAAGGAUGAGAAUCAAGGCAUGAAAGUCAACGGAUUUCCCGGAUUCAUGCCUUUUGGUAUGGGCUAUACUGGCAAUAGUGGCAGCCUGUGGAACACACAACAAAUGAUCGUACUCAUUACACAAAGAUUUGACCCGGACGUCUAG
This is a messenger RNA of Trichoplusia ni (cabbage looper), 4350 nucleotides long. RefSeq lists its product as uncharacterized. The coding region runs from base 1 to 4350 and encodes 1449 amino acids. The transcript has 15 exons. The record is from RefSeq and is a predicted model, not a curated record. Lineage: Eukaryota; Metazoa; Arthropoda; Insecta; Lepidoptera; Noctuidae.